Desarmillaria tabescens is the source of this 2805-nucleotide messenger RNA. RefSeq names its product putative zinc metalloprotease. Gene Ontology annotation, biological process: proteolysis. NCBI's taxonomy places the organism in Eukaryota, Fungi, Basidiomycota, Agaricomycetes, Agaricales, Physalacriaceae. The transcript is spliced from 8 exons. The coding region runs from base 28 to 2709 and encodes 893 amino acids. The record is from RefSeq and is a predicted model, not a curated record. Gene Ontology annotation, molecular function: metalloexopeptidase activity.
UAAAGACUAUGGAGUGAGCCCGGCAAGAUGACCCUCGUCCAAAAGAUUACCUCUGUGUUUGCCUUCCGCUCCCUUCCGACAACCGUGCUCACGUCUCUCAUCUAUCUCGCCAUCCUUAUUUCAGUGCUCGUUACGGAUGACCUGCCAGCAGUCCCAAAAAAUAGGAAGGGACUAGAUUUAGAUCAGGCGUACUCAGACCUUCACAAGAUUGCAGAACGACCACAUCCGUACAAUUCUCAUGCAAACGACGCGGUCAGGUCUUUUAUUUUAGGACGUGUUCACGACAUAGCUGCUGGACACAAGCAUGUCCACAUCGCCGAUGAUAUGGUAUCGAAUGGUUCCUGGGCUUCCGGAGCACACGGAGUGUACUUUGAAGGCACGAACAUCUUGGUCAAAAUUGACGGCACAGAGAAGGAGUAUACUGAACGCGGUGGAGUCUUGUUCUCGGCACACUACGACUCGGUUUCCACUGCACCUGGUGCUACAGAUGACGGAAUGGGUGUAGCGACACUGCUUCAGCUUGUAGAAUUCUUUGCCAAGAAUAGGCCAAAGCGGACUGCUGUCUUUAACAUCAAUAAUGGGGAGGAGGACUGGUUGAACGGUGCCCAUGCUUUUCUGGUUCAUCCAUGGUCUAACAUCACAGAUACCUUUCUGAACUUGGAAGGUGCGGCAUCUGGAGGGCGUCCGACCCUCUUUCGUGCGACCUCAAGCGCACCACUGCUUUCAUUCCUCAACACGCAUGUACCCCACCCUCAUGCCAACGUCCUAUCACAAGAUGCUUUUGCACGAGGCGUCAUUCGAUCCGCCACCGAUUACGAAGUAUAUUCCGCCGGUGCAGACAUCGACGGACUGGAUCUAGCAUUCUACAAAGGACGAAGUAAAUAUCACACGAAAUUCGACGCCAUUCCUUAUACUGUAGGGCAGACGCGGGCACUCUGGGCAAUGAUGGAAGCUGCGAGGGGAUCCGGUGUCGCUCUGGUUAACGACGAUGGAUCAAUGCAUCGUAAAGAUUCAAGUCCAGCUGUGUAUUUUGAUCUGUUUGGAGCCGCUCUCAUCCUCUUUCCCUUGAGUUCUCUGUUCACUUUCAAUGUCGUAUUGUUGGCUGUCGGUCCUGUGGUUCUAAUCCUACUCUUGGCUUGCGAAGCCGCUAUUCGACACAACAGACGAAAUGACGAGAACGGCAGUGUCCCUGGCAGCCACGACAACUUCUGGGGUCACUUGUGGAACUCAACAAUAUCAUUACGAUGGUUGAGUGGAUUUUGGAGAUGGUCUAAAUUUUGGUUCGCCAUACUGGUGACUGUGGGGCUACAAGUGUUAUUGGUCUUCUCUUUCGUAAAAAUCAAUACUUUCACCGUGCACUCAUCGCCAUACCUGGUGUUCUUGUCCUCCUUCACGUUGGCCUACCUGUCCAUUGUUCCCAUUCUACAGCUUCCCAUUCCUUUCCAGAAAGCAUCGGCACCGGAACAGCAGAAGCAAACUGUACUCUUGCAAAUGUAUUUUUUGACAUGGGUCUUUUUGCUUCUUGCUACCAUCGCGAUAAGUAAAGCUAGCAUCGGAGGCGUCUACUUUGUCACUGGAUGGAACGCACUAGUAUUCUUAGCAUGCUGCGUCGGAUGCGUUGAGGGUAUGCUUGGUGCCGAGGGUACCACGCCUUUCCUCGUCUUUGUUACGCAGCCCACUCCUUUGGCUGAGGAGGAGCAAGGUGUAAUGGAAGCCCCUACGGAGACUACUCCGUUGAUACCCAGGACUAGGCAUGAUGUCCAUGUCGUAGGUCAAGAAGAAACUGGGGCCAUCGGAUGGUGGAUAUUGCAGAUGCUCAUCGUUGUGCCCGUGCCAGUGAUUUCAGUUGCUCACAUUGCUGUAAUUAUGUUGUCGGCUAUGCCACAGACAUUAUCGGAUGGAAGCAGCGCUGUGACAGUCUAUGCAGCCGUGGCUUCCCUCGCAUGUUUGAUGGUUCUCCCAAUAGCCCCGUUCAGCUUCAAAUUGCACCGCUUUCUGGCCUACAUUUUCGGCGUCAUCUUCGUCCUUGUAACGCUCUAUUCCUGGUUCGCAUUCCCCUUCUCGCAGGAAGAGCCACUGAAGGUCUAUUUCCUCCAAAACUUGACCCUUUCCCCUACGCUUGAAACUCAAGCUGUCACGACGCUCGCCGGGGCAUCUGAGUACAUCAUGGAACUGAUAUCGCACUUGCCUUCGGCGUCGAGUCGGGACAUCUCGUGUAAUUACUCACAGGCAAGGUUGUCUUUGCAAUCGUGCAGCUGGACGACCGAUCUCAUACCUUCGCCCGGUGGAAACCAUACGUCGGAUACUUGGCUUCAGACAAACGUUACCCGUCUUGGGACCACAUCGGCGCGCAUAUCUGUACAAGGCCGAAACACACGUUCAUGCCGGAUAUAUUUCGAGACCAACCCUAUUAUUCGAUAUGAUGUACAUGGAGGAAGUGUGGGGAUGCAACCUCGGUACGAAGUACCGGAGGGUGGAAUCAAGGAACUGCGGAUAUGGAGUCGUACUUGGGACAGAAACUUUACUGUUGAUGUGGAAUGGGGAAGAGUGGCUUGUGAGUGGAACGAGUACGAGAGCGGCAGCGUUGGCGUUGGUACAGGUGGUCGAAUUCCAGCACUGGAGGAAGUGUUGACGUUUUUACCAAAUUGGGCGGUGGUGACAAAAAUGACUGACGGAUUGGUGGAAGUUUCUUCUGAAUUUCGGUUAUAGGCGUGCCGGGGACUCGUAGUGUAGGUAGUGAUUGUCGAGUAAGAUAUAUAUGUACACAAAACGGUAUGGGAAUGCAUUUUUGUAAUUGCUGUAAAC